Pyricularia pennisetigena is the source of this 420-nucleotide messenger RNA. RefSeq lists its product as uncharacterized. The transcript has 3 exons. Bases 1 to 342 code for a protein of 113 amino acids. The record is from RefSeq and is a predicted model, not a curated record. NCBI's taxonomy places the organism in Eukaryota, Fungi, Ascomycota, Sordariomycetes, Magnaporthales, Pyriculariaceae.
AUGGCCCGGCUUGAGCCUGUUGCCACCGCCAAGCUCAGAACAGAGUCCCACAAAGUCGGUAAUUCUAUAGAGAAUCCGCCCCAUCUGAACGAAUAUGAUGUCGACGCUACAGAUAACGGGCUCGGCAAAGUUUGCAAUGCCGCCUGGAAAGAAGUCAAAUGUAUUAGUUCCGCUGGCGCCGACGGCAGAUACCUCGCGGUGCUCCGUGACGACGGCGCCCUUGUUAUCUGUCACGUCGAACGAGGAGAUGGUCGUGGGCAGGUCUGCCACAACACGGGGGAAAAGUCGCUCGGCAAGCUGGCUUUCCCUGUGGAGGGCAUUUCUGAAGUGUUUGCGGUAUGAUCCAGAUUUGCUACGACCUUGCAGAACAACCGCGGCUAUUCGGCCAUGUAUCGAAGCUACCAAACGCCGGCCGGCUAG